AUGGUCUGGCGGGCUAUACUGUUCGUCACGGCCUUCACGGUCUUGGCCAGCGAUGGGUGGUUGGUGCCCAGAAUCAAACGACAAACCGUCGUCUCGUCAAAUGCCGAAACCAGCGGAAAUGCCGACACUAUUGAAACGGACGCAAUGGCACAGCACUACAAAACUGCCGACGGUACUGUCGGGAUGAAUGUAUCAUCAGCUGGUAACGCAACUGGCGCCAAUUCGGCUUCUAUCGAUAAUCAAGCUACUGGACAAGUCAGCGAUACUCAACUCAACGCCACCGGAAAUGUUGGGGCUACCGGAGCAAACUCCAGCUCCUACUCCGAGAUCAACGCCGCGGUUUAUGGAAAUGAUUCGUUGCUAUCGAACAGUCAACAAGGAAACGCCGUCGGAACUGGUGACACAGCCGUCCUGGCAAACGGUGGUGGCCAAAUUACGCAGGGUGGAACUGGCAGUGUUCUUGGUGGCUCGCAAAUUGGUACCGCUGGCGCAACCGGAUCCGAGAAUUCGUUGUCAGAAGUCAUUUCGCAACAGAAUUUGACGUGGAAUACGUUGCUAGCCCAACUGGUCGGAAAUGCCGUUGCUCAGGGCCUUGGAAAUGCGCAAGCGAAUAUUGAUCUCGGUUCGGGAAAUCAGGAGAAUGGAAUCGAAGUCAAUGGGCUUAUUUCUGGUUGGAAUGACAAUGGCGGCGAGAUCAAUGCUGAGACCCACGGAAAUGCCACGUUGAACAACAACAACCACGACUUGAAUGGACAAAUGUCUGGGUCCGCUACUGGUGAUGGACACAGCCACAUCGUCGGAGCCACGAAUCUGCAGAGCAAUUCGUCUGGCGUUAAUAAUACGAUCAGCAUGUUUGGCGAUGCGGAUGCUCAAACUGACCCUAACGGCCAAUCGGCCAUCGAUCUAAACUCGGACUCACACAUUAAAAAUGGGGAAGGUGGUGCCGGAAAUGUCAACCUAAAUGCCAGCGCAAUCGGUGGUAACAAGGACAUUGUCGGUCAAAAUGGGGCCAAAGUCAACGACGCUAAUGGAGGAACCUUGGCCAUCAACUAUGGUUCCGUGAAUGGAAAUGGAACGGAGAAUUCGAGCGGUUCGGUCGUGCUAAAUACCAAUUACACUGCUGACGGGGAUGCCAAGCUCGAGUCGUUGGCUGACGGCAACUCGAUCUCGACGAAUAAUCAAAACUCGUCGUUGAACGUCAACAAUCAGGCCGAUUUGAAUAAUACGAAUGGAGUGGAUAAUCACGGUCUGGCAUCGGCUGGCGGCAUCUCCAGCGGCGAGAACAGCAAUCUGACGGGCAGCGGCCAGUUGGUGAUUGAUGGUUCGGGAACGGGCGGCUCUUCCAAUAUGGAGGCAUUCGGCGGCGGGAACGGCAGCAGCGCCGCUGAGACAAAUGCCGCAUUGUCGUUGAUUGAUGGGGGAGUGCCAAGGAAUUCAUCAGUCCAAGGUUCCGUGAGCGCAACUGGUGACAAAACAUCCGUACACUCAAUUUCUACCGUAACCGAUCAAAAUGGCGUCCAAACCCUCAACAACUACCAACACGCAACCUCCAUCGCCAGCGGAUCCUCCUCAUCGAGCGCCUCCAACUACGCGGUGCUGCGAAAAAAACGCGCGGUCCGGCGCAAAACCGCCAGGCUCGGCCCGCUCUUCGACAUGCUGUUC
Molecule: messenger RNA, 1662 nt
Organism: Mesorhabditis spiculigera
Lineage: Eukaryota; Metazoa; Nematoda; Chromadorea; Rhabditida; Rhabditidae
Source: the annotation of a GenBank genome assembly